Molecule: messenger RNA, 1831 nt
Organism: Hippocampus comes (tiger tail seahorse)
Lineage: Eukaryota; Metazoa; Chordata; Actinopteri; Syngnathiformes; Syngnathidae
Gene: chrnd
Product: cholinergic receptor, nicotinic, delta (muscle)
Exons: 12
Coding region: 73-1623 (516 amino acids)
Biological process (GO): monoatomic ion transmembrane transport
Cellular component (GO): postsynaptic membrane
Molecular function (GO): acetylcholine-gated monoatomic cation-selective channel activity; transmembrane signaling receptor activity
Source: RefSeq, a predicted model, not a curated record
CGAAGGGACUUUGGCACAAGGUCAGAAAGAAGACGGACAAACACGUUCUUCCUCACAAAACACAAGCGCAACAUGAAGCCCGUCGGUGUGCUCCUGCUUGCGCUGCUCUUGCCUGUGUGCUGGUGCCGGAACGAGGAAGAGCGCCUGAUCAACCACCUGUUGAAGGAGCGCGGCUACAACAAGGAAUUGCGCCCCGUGGAGAGACAACAGGACGCCGUCGAUGUCUACCUCGCACUCACGCUCUCAAACCUCAUCUCCUUGAAAGAAGUAGACGAGACCCUCCUCACCAACGUCUGGAUCGAGCACACGUGGAUAGACUACCGGCUGACGUGGAACACGAGCGAGUUCGACGGCAUCAAGAUGCUGCGCCUGCCGUCGAACAUGGUGUGGCUGCCCGAGAUCGUGCUGGAAAACAAUAACGACGCCCAAUUCCAGGUGGCCUACUACUGCAAUGUGCUAGUUGAGUACACUGGGCUGUGCUACUGGUUGCCCCCCGCCAUCUUCCGCUCGUCCUGCUCCAUCAACGUCAACUAUUUCCCGUUCGACUGGCAGAACUGCACCCUCAAGUUUACCUCCUUGACGUAUAACGCCAAAGAGAUCCAAAUGCUCCUGAAGACGGACACGGAUGACAUCAUCACGUGGACGGUAGAGUGGAUCAUCAUCGACCCGGCCAGCUGGACAGAGAACGGCGAAUGGGAGGUGAUCCACCGUCCGGCUAAGAGGAACACCUACAAACACAUUCCCAUGGAGAGCAACAAGCACCAGGACAUCACUUUCUACCUCGUCAUCAAACGCAAGCCGCUUUUCUACAUUGUCAACAUCAUCAUACCCUGCGUGCUCAUCUCCUUCCUGGCCUCGCUCGUCUACUACCUGCCCGCAGACAGUGGUGAGAAGAUGACGUUGUCCAUCUCUGUGCUGCUGGCGCAGUCUGUAUUCCUGUUGCUGAUCUCUCAAAGGCUUCCGGAGACUUCCCUCUCCGUCCCGCUCAUUGUCAAGUACCUGAUGUUCAUCAUGGUGCUGGUGACAGUGGUGGUCUUAAACUGUGUGGUGGUACUCAACCUGCACUUUAGGAGCCCCAGCACACAUGUCAUGUCUGGGUGGACCAAGAGGUUGUUCCUAGAGCGACUUCCUCGCCUCCUGCUCAUGUCCCGGCCGGCGGAGUCCGAGCCGUACUGGGACGGCGCUUUGCAGCGGCGCUCCAGCUCGGCGGGCUACAUCGCGUCGGCUGAGGAGUACUACAGCGUCAAGUCGCGCAGCGACUUGAUGUUCGAGAAGCAGUCGGUGAGACACGGGCUCGUGACACGGCCCACGCACGCAACAGUGAAAAAGCUGCAGGAUGACGGCGGCGUGACCGAGCAGCUGUAUGCAGAAAUCAAGCCGGCGGUGGACGGAGCUAACUACAUCAUCAAACACAUGCGAAACAAAAACGACUACAAUGAGGAGAAGGACAACUGGAGCGGCAUCGCUCGCACCGUGGACCGCCUCUGCCUCUUCCUCAUUACCCCUGUGAUGACCUUCGGCACCAUAAUCAUCUUCCUGAUGGGUCUCUACAACCACCCGCCGCCGCUGCCCUUUGCCGGAGACACUCACGACUACAGGGAGGAAAACCCGCGGCUGCUGUGAUGUGAACGCGCACGCAAACACACACACACAGACACACCUCAUUCUGCUUUCUUUGAUCUUGUGUGGCUUGUUGUUUCCUUUCAUUAGAUGUGAAAAAAAAAAUCCUCAGUAAACACGAAUGUUUAACCUGAUCAGUAUUUGCGAAGGUGUAAGAUGCCUCUUUAAAGUUCAACUCUCCUAGUCCCUCAUUAAAAGUUUCUCCACUCUG